AUGUGUCGACGCGUGCAGUGCUCGAAGUGCGACAAACCGACGUGGGCGGGAUGCGGAAUGCACAUCGAGAGCGCGCUCGCGGGCGUCCCAGUGGAGGAGCGAUGCGCGUGUGAACGCGGAAGUAUCUUCGGUUCGUUGUUUGGAAAGAAGAAGAAGCCGGCGGCGUGA
This is a messenger RNA of Ostreococcus tauri, 168 nucleotides long. Its product is annotated as unnamed product. The record is from RefSeq and is a predicted model, not a curated record. The transcript is spliced from 2 exons. Lineage: Eukaryota; Viridiplantae; Chlorophyta; Mamiellophyceae; Mamiellales; Bathycoccaceae. Bases 1 to 168 code for a protein of 55 amino acids.